AUGUAUGCUCGUUGCUCAACGAAUCCUGAUUGUGGAUGUCUUCCUUUCUCAUCUGUAGAUGGUCAAAGUGGAAUUUGUGCUUAUCUUCAUUUGAAUCCUUCAACAUUAAGAACAUGUAAUACAAAUAAUUAUUAUUGUGAUCAACUGAAUACUAUGUGUGUUCAUCAUCCAAGUUUAUCAAUGAGUCGACUAUUGUGUUAUCCGACUGGUAUGACUUCAUUAGAUAUGUGUCCUCCAUUCGUACAAAAUUUAACGACAUCACCAUCUACUACAACAUCCAUACCAUUAGCAGAACUUUGUGCUAAUGUAAGCUGGACAAAACAAGGUGUAACUGUUGCUGGAAGUACUUAUAUUGGUACAGCAUUAAAUCAACUUCGAAAUCCAACUUCUUUUGUAUUAGAUUCAAAAACGAAUACUUUAUAUAUUGCCGAUUAUGGAAACGGACGAAUGGUUACUUGGGAAUUAGGUGCAAAAAAUGGAUCACUUGUAUUUGAAGGGAAUGGUGUAGGCAAUAGAACUGAUAAAUUAGGUUGGAUAUCAGGUAUGGUGCAAGAUCCAAACGAUGGAAGUUUAAUUAUAUGUGAUGGUACAAAUCGAAGAAUUGUUCGAUGGUCACAACAUUCUAAUAAAAGUGAAAUACUUAUUAAUAAUCUUCAUUGUGGCAGUUUAGCAUUAGAUAAUCAAGGUUUACUUUACAUUUCUGAAUAUAACGAUCAUCGUGUUAGCCGAUGGAUAUUGCGAAAAAAUUUAACACAUGAUGGCAUAGUAGCAGGAAAUAAUGGCAAGGGCAAUCGACUUGAUCAAUUAAAUAAUCCUUUAGGUCUUUUUAUUGAUCAUAAGCAAGAUAUUUAUAUAGCAGAUUUUUCUAAUGAUAGAGUUGUUAAAUGGGAAAAAGAUGCAAAAGAAGGCACUGUUUCGGGUAAAGUACGUUGGCCUAGAAUAGUUCGUGUUAGUCAGUCAGGAAAUAUGUAUUCAAUCGAUGGAUAUUAUAACAGAAUUAUUCGUUGGACACCAGAGGAUACUAUCGACGGUACGAUUAUCAUUGGAGAAAAACAAUAUACACUUAGUCAACCACAUGAUAUAGCAUUUGAUGAAAAUGGAAAUGUGUUUGUUUUGAAUUAUGGCAGUGGUCGUGUUGACAGAUUCGAUAUUAAUAAAAGCAUAUGUCUCUAA
Adineta steineri is the source of this 1173-nucleotide messenger RNA. Lineage: Eukaryota; Metazoa; Rotifera; Eurotatoria; Adinetida; Adinetidae. The record is from the annotation of a GenBank genome assembly.